Messenger RNA from Rotaria sp. Silwood1, 1575 nucleotides. The record is from the annotation of a GenBank genome assembly. NCBI's taxonomy places the organism in Eukaryota, Metazoa, Rotifera, Eurotatoria, Philodinida, Philodinidae.
AUGCCAUCAGUGGUUGCCACCACUACGAUCAGUCCUCAACGGACUGGUGCAGCAUUGGUUUUGAACUGGACAUAUGCUGACGGUACAACAACUAUUGCAAUAGCUACCAACUAUCUUGGAACAUCUCAAUGGCUUGGUAUCGGCUUGUCGCUUGAUGACAGAAUGGGUAAUGAUCAUGUAUUUGUGUGUCAACGCUUGAGUGACGAUACAAUUCAACUUCAACGUUUUAUCAAUCCUAACGGUCACUCGUAUCCAACUUUAAUGACUGCUGAUUCAAAUCUUGGUGGUAUAUUUCAAAUAAAGAGAAUAGCUCUCAACAAUGGCGUGGCCUAUUGUGAAUUUACUCUUUCAAAUUUUAUCAAUACAGUAGAUCGACGAAAAAAACGAAGCGUUUCUUUGCUUUCACAAAGUACACAAUAUAUUGUUCUUGUGGCCAUUGGAUCCCUCGAUAGUUCAAAUUCAUUAGUGCAACAUUUCUUGACACAUGUUUUAAGUCAAACCAUUCAACUAAAUCAACCUGGAAUAAUAACGAUCAACAAUUUUGAAGGAUCAGUAGUUUUAAUACGAGCUCAUGGUAUUAUUAUGCUAUUUAUUUGGAUGUUAUGUGUUUCAACUAGUAUUAUUCUUGCUCGAUAUUUUAAAAAAUCUUGGCCAACACGAAAAAUUUGUGAUAAACCAAUAUGGUUUGCUAUUCAUCGAUUAGUUAUGACUUUUGCUGCAAUAAUGACGAUUAAACCGAAGAAUUCUUCAAAUAAAAUUAUGGAUGACAAUCGAAAUAAAAUUUUAGAAAUCUUAAAAUCAAAACUACUUAUUCAACAAGAGAAUACUAAACAAAUACAAUUACAAGAAGAAACAAAACAAAAAAAGUUCGAAGAAGAAACAAAACAAAAACAUACCGAAGAAAUAGAAGCAACAAAACGAAAGUUCGCAGAAGAAGCAACUAAACGAAAAGAACUAAAUCUUUUCCUGUUACGUGAACAAGAAUCAAGAAAAGUGAGCUCCAAACUGCGUAACUUUAUAUUAUUUACAAAUGAAUUGAAACCUAUAAAAGUCUUACCAUUAAUUCAAUCGAUACAACUUAUUGAUAUUAUUCAAUAUUUAUAUGAUUGUCAUGUUAUUCAUCGUGAUUUAGUUAUAGAAAAUUUAAUGUUUGAUAGUCAUAUUCAACAAUUAAAAUUAAUUGAUUUUGGUUUCGCCACAACAUACAACAUUAAUGAAAUGACAAAAGAAUUAUCAAUAGAAGGUAGAAUAACAUUUGCUGGACUUCAAUUUUUAAAUUUCAUUAUUGAUUUAUCAUCAUUGAAUUCAUUAUAUUCUUCAGUUUAUGAUUAUGAAAGAACUUUUGAUUUGAAAUGUGCAUUAAAUAUUAUAAUAUUAAAACAAAAAUUCCAAUAUAUGCUUAUCGCUAACAAUCAAAAUCAAACUUUUGAAAUCUUAAAAUUACAAUUAUUUAUUGAACUAGAAAAAACGAAACAAAUACAAACAGAAGAAGAAACAAAACGAAAACAACUAGAAAGUUUACUAAUAGAUCAAGAAGAAUCAAGAAAACGAUUAAAUAUAGAAGCUGAGCAAUGA